AUGGGCACAACAGCGUCACAAACCACUGGCGCUUAUAAACCAUCGUAUGGCACAUUUUAUGAUUUAAAGGCAAAAGAUAUUGAUGGUGUAGAGAAAUCAAUGGCCGAUUAUAAAGGCAAGGUUCUAAUGGUUAUCAAUGUUGCCUCAGCAUGCGGUAAAACCGAUCGUGAAUAUAAGUAUUUAACUGGUUUAUAUGAUAAAUUUCAUUCUCAAGGCUUUGAAAUACUAGCAUUUCCAUGUAAUCAAUUUAUGUAUCAAGAAAGUGGGACAUGCACAAAGAUCAAAACUUUUAUUCAAAAAUAUAAUGUUCAGUUUCCAAUGUUCGAUAAAAUAAAUGUUAAUGGAAAUGAGACACAUCCCAUUUAUACAUGGUUAAAACAAAGUUUUCCAGGACGUGUGACAUGGAAUUUUAGUGGAAAAUUUUUGAUUGAUCAUAACGGAAUACCAAGAGCAAGAUCGAAUGACAAUUUUGAAGAAAUCGAUCACUUAAUACAAAAAUUAAUCGAUGAAAAAAAUCAGGCCUCAACAACAGGCUAA
This is a messenger RNA of Didymodactylos carnosus, 537 nucleotides long. The record is from the annotation of a GenBank genome assembly. NCBI's taxonomy places the organism in Eukaryota, Metazoa, Rotifera, Eurotatoria, Philodinida, Philodinidae.